Molecule: messenger RNA, 1227 nt
Organism: Westerdykella ornata
Lineage: Eukaryota; Fungi; Ascomycota; Dothideomycetes; Pleosporales; Sporormiaceae
Exons: 4
Coding region: 139-1041 (300 amino acids)
Source: RefSeq, a predicted model, not a curated record
GACCCAAUCAGUCCAUGCACUUCUUAUUUCCAAGGGCGGAAUACAGGUUAGACGAACCCCAGCUCUGGAUACGAAAACGGCUACUGGUUGUUGAACUUUUGCUGAUGUACCCUACGGUAGGCGCUGGCUUGGACGACGAUGACAGUGUGCCUCUUACUUACUGCCGGUCGUCUCAUCUUACGCUGGAAGAAGCUACGGACACUGCACGCCGAUGACAUCUGGAAUGCCAUAGCUGCCUUCCUCGUCAUCCCUUUUGUUGUAGUCGGUUUGAUAGCGCUUCCGAUCGAGUAUCGAUCUCAGCUUUACUAUCUCCGGCGUGUUGGAGAACCUCCAUCGCUUGAUGAAAUGAUACUCAGCUACCGUGUGAACUUCGCCAGUCUAGUCUUCUUUUGGCUCAUCCUCUACUCCGUCAAAGCGAGCUUUCUAAGCUUGUAUUGGAAGAUUUUUGCGGUGUCGACUUGGUUUCGUUAUGUUUGGUGGAUCUCAACUGCCUUCAUUACGACGAGUUUUCUCAUAACAAUCAUAUCCAUCUUCUGGCAAUGCGGAUCACCCUCACAGAUCUCAAAUUUCGAAGUUUGCGAGGAGAACGAGACUACGCCAUUCACUCUGCUGAUUAUAUGGUGUACGCUCAACGUCCUGGGUGGAGUUCUAUUGAUGGCACUUCCCCUCGUCAUGGUCACCACUCGUUUGAUGAAACUGGAAAAAUCCGCAAGAAUCGGCUUGAUUGUCAUAUUCAGUCUUGUCGUGGUUGACAUCGCGUUCGACAUCGUUCGCACAGUUUACUCGCUUUCGGGAACACUCAGCACUCAAACGAACCUCAAUUCCGUUUGGACAUUCCUCGAACCGACAAUCGCAGUCACCGUAUGCGCGUUACCUUGCUACAAAGGUUUUAUAUCUGGGAAAAGAAGCAAGACAGUCUCCGAAUCAAGCCUUCGAAAGCCGAAUUUCCAGCGCGGCAGCUUGAGUGUUGUUCCCAUCGAGUUGGAGCUUGAGAGCCCAUAUAGCCUUCCUUCAUUUGAGGAGAGGCGUGCGCCGGUGUGAGAGACAAUUGAGUAACUUUCAGCCAUUGAAGUCACCGGGAAAAAGGAAAUCAGUGAAGAACUGCCUUCUACCUACAUGACGCGUUGCUGCUAAACAUAACCCGUUUCCAUGCAGCGCGAGGCAUAAACAGUCUAUCCGCGUAUCAUAUACGCAGCUCAAGACCUAUUCAGGUAAGUUCUAUAACCC